This is a messenger RNA of Clupea harengus (Atlantic herring), 2152 nucleotides long. RefSeq names its product tumor suppressor candidate 3 (gene tusc3). The record is from RefSeq and is a predicted model, not a curated record. Gene Ontology annotation, cellular component: oligosaccharyltransferase complex. Lineage: Eukaryota; Metazoa; Chordata; Actinopteri; Clupeiformes; Clupeidae.
ACACGUCCUCUGAUUGGCGAUAGCAGCAACCAAUCACAGUUGCUGGGGGUUGUUGGUGCUAGAGCAUCUUCCAACAUGGCGGCCACUGCAACUGCAUCUUCCUUCAACCUGCCGGUAGCAUCUGUGUUGUUGGUCCUGCUGCUAUGUCUGCAGUCGGGAGGUGGUCAAAAGAAGAAAGAGAAUAUGUUGGCGGAGAAGGUUGAUCAGAUGAUGGAGUGGAGCUCUCGUCGGUCCGUUAUCCGCAUGAACGGAGACAAGUUCCGCCGCUUCGUGAAGGCGCCGCCCCGGAACUACUCUGUCAUUGUGAUGUUCACCGCACUGCAGCCCCAGAGGCAGUGCUCCGUGUGCAGACAAGCUAACGAGGAGUACCAGGUGCUGGCUAACUCUUGGCGUUACUCGUCCGCUUUCUCUAACAAACUCUUCUUCACCGUGGUGGACUACGACGAGGGGGCAGAUGUCUUUCAGCAGCUGAACAUGAACUCGGCCCCCACCUUCAUGCACUUCCCGGCCAAAGGAAAGCCAAAGAGGGCCGACACCUUUGACCUGCAGCGCAUCGGCUUCGCCUCGGAGCAGCUCGCCAAGUGGAUCGCUGACCGGACUGAUGUACAGAUCCGGGUGUUCCGCCCCCCUAACUACUCGGGCACCAUUGCGCUGGCUCUGCUGGUGUCACUCGUGGGAGGUCUCCUCUAUCUGCGCAGGAACAACCUGGAGUUCAUCUACAACAAGACCGGCUGGGCCAUGGCCGCCCUGUGUGUUGUGUUUGCCAUGACCUCAGGUCAGAUGUGGAACCAUAUCCGCGGCCCUCCAUAUGCCCACAAGAACCCACAGAAUGGACAAGUGAGCUAUAUUCAUGGGAGCAGCCAGGCUCAGUUUGUGGCGGAGUCUCACAUCAUUCUACUGUUGAAUGCCGCCAUUACCAUGGGGAUGGUCCUGCUGAACGAGGCGGCUACCUCCAAAGGAGACGUGGGCAAGAGGAGGAUCGUUGGGUAGUCUGCUCCCUCCAUGAAUACGAGUCUGAAGAGAAGGCCUCCUCCACGUGUGAUGGUUCCGUUCUGCAGUCGCCUUUGCCAGACCUGGUGACUAACUUGUGUGACGCAGAAAGCCAUCAUCUGCCCAAAGCUGCCUGCGUGAUGUGUGAACUGCAGGGCAGCAGCCCAUUCCCUGUGUGUGUGUGUGUGUGUGUGUGUGUGUGUGUGUGUGUGUGAGAGAGAGACUGCGAACGCAAUGAAUGGGAGAAAUUUGAAGCAAAUUUUGCGAUGGCUUUACUAUUCUGAAAUGUAUCAUAAUUAAUCCUUAUGUGUGUUUGUCAUUUUGUAAAACUGCAUGUUUGAUUUGCAUUGUUUAGAAAUUGUAUGGAAUCAGACCAUCAUAGAGAAACUCCUGGAUGAGAUUCCCAGGGGAAAAAAGACUAGUGUUCUCAAUGGGGUGUCAUUAUGCUCCAUACUCUUUUGAGAAAUUCUGAGCAGAGUCUGCUGUAUCAGUGAAUCACUUGCUGAAGCCUUGGGCAAUUUCAUCAAAUAGGGACCAAAUCGCUCACCUUGAACAAUCCAGUAAACUUUGGUGGUAAGUUGUCACCGUGAUAAGUGGCUCCCUUCAUAAAAAAAACUGGACUGUACUAACUUUGUCUGGAAAGUUUUUUCCUUUUUAUCCGCCUUUAAAAGCACCCUACUAGGGCACAGUUGGCUGUUGAUCAAACUCAUCUGUUGCUAAGGAAACCUGGCAGUUGAAACUGCAGGAGACCGAGAAAUGUGAAUAAACUAAGUGAAAUGGAAGGGACUGAAAUAGGAAGACAAAAUAAAUCAUGAAUGGUUAGAAGAAGGGUGGCAUGGCCCAGGAAUGAAGUCAGACCCCUGACCAGGACAUAGAGCUUCCUCAUCGCACAGGGGACUGUGGACGUUUCUAAUGGACAGCAUGUUGAAAGUAUGUUAAACAGUUGACUGUUCCAUCAUCCCAAUGGAUCACUGCAGCCUGUAAGGUCAUCAAAUGCAUAUGGCUUAAUAAAACGGUGCUAUCGAUGUUAGUUCAUUAAUUAAUUAAUUAAUUAAUACCCUCAGGGGCAGCAAGGAGUUUGUUUGGAGGUAGUGUAGAGUUGCCACUGCUUAUAUGCCCCAAAGUCUUUAUGUUCUGGAGAUAUAUUUUUGGUAGCUCUCUA